Molecule: messenger RNA, 1889 nt
Organism: Archocentrus centrarchus (flier cichlid)
Lineage: Eukaryota; Metazoa; Chordata; Actinopteri; Cichliformes; Cichlidae
Product: long-chain-fatty-acid--CoA ligase 3-like
Exons: 11
Biological process (GO): long-chain fatty acid metabolic process; long-chain fatty-acyl-CoA metabolic process; neuron differentiation
Cellular component (GO): plasma membrane; lipid droplet; endoplasmic reticulum
Molecular function (GO): long-chain fatty acid-CoA ligase activity
Source: RefSeq, a predicted model, not a curated record
GACAGCAGUGACGUCACUUCAUGUCUUCCGGGCUGGCGGCAGGGGCCCGGAGAUGCUCAGAUUUACGAUUUUACUUAAUUUCAUAUUGGUUUUAAAGCGAGUGAACGGUUGCAAUUGCUAGCUACAUACGCCGAGUGAACAGAUGUCUUUAUCGUUUCCGGAGCUUUGGUUACACAGGCCUAUAUAGCUGAUCCGGUGCUCUAAAGACUGAAGCGCAGCGUGAGGAAAGAGGUUUAGUUGAUUUGCUGUGCAAAAAAAAAAAACCCUUCAGCCUCAGCAACAAGUCAAAGUAUUUUAGGGCAGGUACAAGUUUUGUACAUUUCCAGCACUGACUUCAUCUUUAAAGAUGAAGUUGAAGGAGGAUAUGAACCCCCUGCUGCUGCAGGUUUUCCGUUCUGUGGUCUGGGUCUAUUCCGUCAUUACCUUCAUACCCUGGUACUUCUUCUCCGGGGCUGGCACCAGUUUGGAAAGAGCCCGUCGGAUCAAGGCACGCUCAGUUAGUGGGCACCCAGCAGGGCCUUACAGAGCAGUCAACAACCAAAAGAGGCUGGUGGCAUGGCUACACCCUGGUGUGGACACCCUGGACAAAAUGUUUGAAUAUGCUGCACAGAAGUUUCCUAAGAGAGACUGUCUGGGUACAAGGGAGGUGCUUAGUGAGGAGGAUGAGCUCCAGCCAAACGGCAAGAUCUUCAAAAAGGUGAUUCUCGGGAACUAUAACUGGCUGUCUUAUGAGGAGGCCUACCAGGCAGCAAAGUGUUUUGGCAGUGGUCUGGCAGCGCUCAAUCAGAAGCCUCAUUGUAACAUCGCCAUCUUCUGUGAGACCAGAGCGGAGUGGAUACUGGCAGCACUAGCCUGCUUCAUGUACAAUUUCCCACUUGUGACCUUGUAUGCCACACUCGGACCCAUGGCCAUUGCUCAUGGGCUGAACGAGACCGAAGUCACGCACAUCAUUACAAGCAAAGACCUGCUCCAGAGCCGUCUCAAGGCCAUUCUGUAUGAUGUGCCGAGGCUGCAGUAUAUCAUCGUAGUGGACAGUAAACCCACAAGCUGGCCAGACAUUCCCAAAGGCAUCACGGUCUACAACAUGGACACUGUGAAGGAGAUAGGAUCCAAGCCUGACAAUAUUGCAGUAGACCACAGAAAGCCAGAGACCUCAGACAUCGCAGUUAUCAUGUACACCAGCGGCUCCACAGGCAUCCCCAAGGGUGUCAUGAUCUCCCAUGGCAACAUCAUUGCUGGCAUCACAGGCAUGGCGGAGCGAAUCCCUAACCUCAAUGAGACAGACACCUAUAUCGGCUACCUGCCAUUAGCCCACGUUUUGGAGCUCAGUGCAGAACUGGUUUCCAUCUCUCACGGAUGUCGCAUCGGCUACUCCUCCCCUCAGACUCUAGCCGACCAGUCAACCAAGAUCAAGAAGGGCAGUAAAGGUGAUACCACUGUGCUUAAACCCACUCUCAUGGCUGCUGUACCAGAGAUCAUGGAUCGGAUUUACAAAAACGUAAUGACCAAAGUGGAGGAGAUGAGCAAAUUCCAGAAGACGCUGUUUGUGCUGGCUUACAACUACAAGAUGGAGCAGAUCUCCAAAGGCUACAGUACACCUCUCUGUGACCGUCUGGUGUUCAAACGUGUCCGUGCGCUCUUGGGAGGGAAAACGCGGUUGCUGCUUUCUGGCGGUGCUCCCCUCUCGGCUGCUACACAGAGAUUUAUGAACAUCUGUAUGUGCUGUCCUGUAGGGCAAGGCUAUGGUCUGACAGAGACUUGUGGAGCUGGCACCAUCAGUGAAAUUUGGGACUACAGCACAGGGCGGGUUGGUGCUCCACUGGUUUGUUCAGAGAUCACACUGAAGGACUGGGAAGAGGGUGAGUAUAAAGCUGGCAAAUCAGUCCCUA